UUUGGAAGGUGAACGAUCAGAUACCCAGUUGAUCCUAUCCUUCUUUUUCUCUGUGAUAGAGAAGGUACAGUGCAAUGGCGAUUACGCGAAAUGGGUCAUCAAGCUUUUGCAAUCAAUCAAACGCUUUACUUAGAAAGAAUUUAACUUAUCAGAAACGGAACAAGAAGUCCAAUUGCCGUAUCAUAUUAUUUCCAGUUGUUGUGUGUGUGCUGCUUGCUAUUCAAGACUAUGUAGAGAAAGAGAUGAGUUCUUCUCAUGCUGAUGUGCCCCCUAACAUUCUAAAUCCACCUGAAAUUCCUCCAUAUCUACUAUUACCCGAUAAUACAUUUCGUGCUGUGAGAGAUAAUUCUGAUUCAUUUGGAGACCUACCCGAUUCGUCCUGCAGAAAUGACAAAACAUGUCCUGUUACUGUACUUGUUUCGGGGCUUAACAGAUCGUUUGGACUUGAUAUGGCUGCGAAUAUUUUCAACUCAUCUUUCCAUUUGAAUGGCUCCAAGGAUAUUCUAAUGAAUGGAGUGUUUGGGAUGGAUAAUGCGGGCUUCAGUGGUGAUGAAAUUCGAAAAAUGGCUUAUAGGGUUCAAGCUUUCUGUAGUCAAAACUCUACUUUAGAUGGUUCUAGUGAAGGAGAGAACAAUUGCCUUCGAGCUCUAAGCCUGUGGCGGAAUAGCUCAUCUGAAAUCAAUAAUGAGUUGUUCAAGGGAUAUUUCAAUGGGAAUGGAGAUGGAAAAAUAAAUGAAUAUGUUGCAGUUUCAGGAUAUUUCAAAUCCAUGUUUCUAUUUAAAACAGCCUAUGAUUUCAUGAAUUCAACAAAUGACAACUUCGAUAUCAACAUAUAUUACAAUUCAACCUCGUAUAACAACAAUGAUAAUGAUAAUAGCAUUGGGGAACCAGGAAUUGGCACCUUAGUCAAUUUGGCAUCUAAUGCCUAUCUCGAGCAUUUAAAUGGGUCUGGAGUGAGGAUGAUUCUUGAGUUCCUCAAAGAAAUGCCUAUACAUGGAACAGAGCCAGAUAUUGAACAUGCUUUUCCUGAACUUCGCCUAAUCUUAUUUCUAUGGGUCAUCUUGCAACUAUUCCCUGUUAUGCUGGAAAGUUUAGUUUAUGAGAAGCAGCAAAAUUUAAGAAUAAUGAUGAAAAUGCAUGGUCUUAGUGACGGUCCUUAUUUAGUGAUCUGCUAUUGUUACUUUUUCCUUCUGUCAAAUGUUUACAUGUUAUUAUUCUGGGGAUCAUGUAUUUCACUAGGGCUGGAAUUCUUCAAAUUGCAUUCCUUUACUUUACAGUUCGUGUUUUAUUUUCUCUUCAUCAACCUCCAAAUUGCCUUUACUUUCCUAUUUGCUGUGUUUUUCUCGAAAGUGAAGACUGCUUCAGUUAUAGCAUUUACGAUGGUCUUUGGGACAGGCCUCCUUGGAUUAGCUCUUUUUGCACCCAAAAUAGAUGAUCUAUCAUUUGGAAGAACUUGGAUAUUUGCUUUGGAGUUAUAUCCUGGAUUUUCUCUAUUUCGUGGGGUAUACGAAUUCUCAGAGUAUAGUAAACAAGCAAAAUUUAUGCACGGUACAAGAGGAAUGAUGUGGGAAAAUUUAAGUGAUGAAGGUAAUGGCAUGAAAGAAGUCCUUGUUAUCAUGUUUGGGGAGUGGAUUAUUUUUCUUCUUUUAGCAUACUACUCUGGAUUAGUUUCAUCAUCGGGGUCUGGUACUAGAAAGGGUCCUCUGUUUUUCUUAUCUUGCCUCUUCAAGAAGGGGAAUUUAUCUUCAAUGUCGAGCAAUGCUACGCAAGAGGAGAAAUUUGAUAUUGCCCAAGAGAGGGAAAGGGUCGAGCUGCUUGUGCAAGAACGUAAUACAACAUAUGCCAUGAUUUCAAAUAACUUGAGGAAAGUUUAUUCAGGAAAGGAUGGAAACCCUGAUAAAUUAGCUGUUAAAGGACUAUCCUUAGCUUUGCCUCGAGGAGAAUGCUUUGGCUUGCUUGGUCCUAAUGGUGCUGGGAAAACUUCUUUCAUCCAGAUGAUGAUUGGGCUGACUGAACCGACCUCUGGCGAUGCUUAUAUUGAAGGGAUGAGUAUAAGGACCGAUAUGACUAAAGUAUAUACAAGCAUGGGCGUUUGUCCACAGCAUGAUCUACUUUGGGAAUCCCUUACGGGAAGGGAACAUCUUCUGUUUUAUGGUAGAUUGAAGAACCUUGAAGGUUCUGUCUUAACUGAAGCAGUUGAGGAAUCUCUUCGGAGUGUCAACUUGUUCAGUGGAGGUGUUCCGGACAAACAGGCUGGGAAAUAUAGUGGCGGUAUGAAGCGUAGAUUAAGUGUCGCCAUUGCAUUGAUUGGAAAUCCUAAGGUUGUUUAUUUGGAUGAGCCGAGCACUGGAUUGGACCCUUCGUCGAGGAAUGCGUUGUGGAAGGUCAUAUUGAAUGCGAAGAGAAACCGAGCUAUUAUACUUACUACUCAUUCCAUGGAGGAAGCCGAACACCUUUGUGAUCGUGUUGGUAUAUUUGUCGAUGGUGCAUUGCAGUGCGUAGGAAACGCAAAACAGUUGAAGGCUAGAUACGGGGGAUUCUACAUUUUCACAAUAUCGACAUUAGCUAGACACGAUCAAGAUGUCUUGACCAUGGUCCUACAAUUAUGUCACAACGCGGUGAGGACAUAUCAUCUUUCGGGUACCCAUAAGUUUGAGCUUCCGAAAGGGCAAGUUAGACUUGCUGAAAUAUUCGAGGCAGUUGAAGAAGCGAAGACAAGGUUCCCGGUUCAGGCAUGGGGGUUGGCCGAUACGACAUUGGAAGAUGUAUUUAUCAAGGUUGCUCGAGGGUAGAAAUUAUAUGGAUUUUUACCUCUUGGAUGUUUGAUGGUAAUUUAUUCUCUAUGGGGUUGAAAUUGUUAACAUAAUAA
Impatiens glandulifera is the source of this 2869-nucleotide messenger RNA. Its product is annotated as ABC transporter A family member 12-like. The record is from RefSeq and is a predicted model, not a curated record. Bases 75 to 2792 code for a protein of 905 amino acids. Gene Ontology annotation, cellular component: membrane; intracellular membrane-bounded organelle. Gene Ontology annotation, molecular function: ABC-type transporter activity; lipid carrier activity; ATP binding. Lineage: Eukaryota; Viridiplantae; Streptophyta; Magnoliopsida; Ericales; Balsaminaceae. The transcript has 18 exons. Gene Ontology annotation, biological process: lipid transport; transmembrane transport.